GAUCUGCAGCCCCGAGUUUCUGGGGGUGGGAGGAGGAGGAGGAGGAGGAAGAAUCCCGCGCAGCUGCCCGAGGCUGGGCCGGGUAGGCGGAGCUGGACAAGGGACCGGGAACGGCGUUCGCUCCCUCCGUUUAAAGGAAAGGGGGAGGCCGAAGCGAGCUGGUCUGCCCGGCGGAAGCGGCGAGCCCUGGGAUGGGAAGAGAGCAUGUUGUCUCUUUAUCGCUCCUUAUUGAUCCCAACUCGCCUGAUGUUGAAGCUCUCGAACGUAGCAGCCUGGCUCGCUGUGUACGGUGGUGCCUGCCUCGCUGCCGCUUACAACCUUUCCUGGGCUCUCUGGCUGGUGUUGACUCGGGGACCCAGGCACGUCUUCCACAAGAAGAAGCGGGACACGCCGCCAAGCUGCCUCACUGAUUCCUCAUAUGGACAGCACCACUACCUGACACUCAAGGACUCAGGACUGCGUCUCCACUAUGUCAUGGCUGGCCAAGAAGGUGCGCAACUGAUGCUUCUCUUGCAUGGAUUUCCUCAGAACUGGUUCACGUGGCGCCACCAACUGCAUGAAUUCAAGCAAGCAUUUAAGGUGGUGGCCCUUGAUUUGAAAGGCUAUGGCUCUUCUGACGCACCAGCUGGUCGUGAACACUAUCACAGGGAUUCUGUGCUAGAGGAUGUGCGAGGUGUAGUGGAAGCCCUGGCCUCCAGUGAAAAGAACGCAACACCUAAGUGCAUCCUAGUGGGUCAUGACUGGGGCGGGUGCAUUGCCAUUGAAUUUGCUGCCACUUAUCCCAACAUGGUGGAGAAGCUGGUCAUCAUGAACGGUUGUCAGUCACAGGUCUUCCCAGAAUAUAUUCUUCAGCAUCCCAGCCAGCUGCUGAAAUCUGAAUACAUGUUCCUGUUCCAACUCCCCAAGCUGCCAGAGUUCCUGCUGUCCUUGGAUGACUUCUGUUAUAUAAAGCAACUUUUCACCAGCAAGAAGGCAGGAAUCCAGAAUCCAGCACGGCGUUUGACAGAGGAGGAGUUGGAGGCUUAUAUUUAUGGCUUGGCACAACCUGGCCGUUUGACUCCACCGCUGAAUUACUACCGGAACAUGUUCACCUGGGGUCCAGCGAAGUGCAAGGACAUACUGAUGCCCACUCUGCUAAUCUGGGGAGAGAAGGAUGCAUUCCUGGAACCAGGGGUUGCUCAGCUGAUGAAGCACAAUGUCCGGAAAAGUGUUCAGGUGAAGCUUAUCCCUGAAGCCAGCCACUGGACACACGAGGAUCAGCCUGAAGAGAUCAAUCAACUCUUAUGGUCUUUCCUGUUGGAAAGAGGGUGUGAGGGCGAGACACAGUAAGUGCUCCACAUGGCAUGCAGGAAAAGAGCCACAGAGGCAACUUGGUGUGAAUCAGAGUGCUGGUCCUUUCCAGUGUUCAGCAGGGUCUUUCCUGUACUACCUUGGAACCCAAGUCCCAUGGAAAGGGAUGUUUUUGCCCCUAGUAUCUUACACUACAACCAGGAAAGCUGCUUUGAGGUUUCUGCUUGAGUGAAACCAGAGACAACUAUAUUUGGCCAAAGGGCUUUGGAGUCACUUCCUGUUGUGGAAGGCACCGACGCCCUCUAGAAGAGCAAGCCUUUCCUUCUCUGUUUCAUGUCCUCUGUGCCUUGACGUGGUGGAAUCCUAAGUGAAGCCCUAUGGGUUUCUGUGCUCUUCCUUGUUUUCCUUUUCACCAACACUUCCCAGCCUUGGCAACUUGCACUGCAAGGGCUACAAGGGAAAGAAACUCAUUCGGAUCCUUUUGAAAUCAAAAUGAUUGCAUCCUCUGCCUUUAGUGUGUGUCUGGAAAGUGCUGUUAUACUUCAGGAGUAGGUUGCCUCUUAACAUGAGAGGUACAAAUGUACCUGUAAACUCAAACAACAGGUUUUGGAUGUGUUGAGGAGAGGCUGGAAAUUAUCUGUUGUGCUGACCAAAGAGAAGGUGUAAUAAUCACCUUUUUUUCAGCUUCUGGAAAGUUUUACAUCUGUCUGGGGGAAAAAUGCCAGCCAUGCUUUGGAAGCACCAUCAGUUUUUCCAUGAAGAUACAUUUGUAUAAAAGAAGGUUUUUGACAUUACAGUUGUUUUUCCUAACCUGACCCUGUUCCACAUAGCCUGUGUUUGGAAAUGGAAAGGGAAGACACUGUUGCCUUUUGGGGAGGUUCCAACGAGAGGAGGAGGGUUUCCUGGAUGGAUUGCGCUAGGAGAUGUGCUAUUGCUGAUGAGGUGAGAUGGGAGCAGAGGAUGAGGCUUUAAUCCUAAUGCUUGACUAAAGGCAGCUGUUUCAGCCCUCAGGGACAGGCACCUGGAGCAGGCCUCCAGCUUUCCUGAAGAACAUGUUCUGGAUUGGAGAACCUGUGGUGGAUCUCUCUCUCUCUGCAGUGAACGAGACCAAGUUAAGUGUGCAUGUCUGAAUACAUGUUGACUUUGUGUGCAGCUUGGCCCUUCAUGGACAUCUAAUGGUUUUCAUGCACACACACCCCGCACGCACACACACUUUUUUUCUACAACGCAUUAUGCAUAACCUGGCAUAAUUGCCUUGGGCCAAUUCAAGAUGCUUUUUUCUACACUCUUCUUUUAGGGUAGUUUGUUGGCAUGCCACAAUAUAUAAGCAUUAUUAAUAGUAGGUGAAGAGUCCCAUUAGGUACAGGUCAAAGUGCCCGGAGAUGCGGCACACAUAUUACAGAUUGCAGGUAAAAACAGAUCUUUAUUGUGUUAUAGCUGGUGAAGCCUUGAUGUGAGAACAAGGGGCACCAUAGUGAAAUGUCAGCUGUCACACACACACCCUUUUUUUGCUCUUUGGCAAGAGCACACAGAUGUUUGCCCCCUUAUUCCUCAGAAUAGUGUGUUGCUCCACAGUCAUAUAAAUAAUUAAGCAUGUUAUUUCCAUGCCCUGCUAUUGUUGCUGAUGGAACAGAGAACAUGUCACAGGCCAAGAGUUCCCAAACUUGGAAGCUAGGUGUUUUGAACUACAACCCCCAGGAGUUCUCACCAUUAGCUUUACUGGCUAGUGUUUCUGGGAAUUGUAGUUCAAGGACCUCUGACUCUCCAGAUUUGGGAACUACUGCCUUAAGGUCUGCCUCCAUCAUAUUGUGGCCAGAAUUCUGCUGGUGUUUGUGGAGUAGCUCUGUAACUUGCUGUGGCUAAUUGACAAGGGACUGAGCCCAUAUCAGUCAUAUGGAUCCUGGCACUUCAUCAGUUAGCUAUGGCGAAGGAUGGGUUUACUCCAUAAAUAUUGAAAGGAUCGUGACCUGUAUUUGUGCACCUUAUCAAAAUGAAUACUUUGAGUAAACUCUAUGCUUUUUCAUCUCCUGUU
Messenger RNA from Pogona vitticeps (central bearded dragon), 3322 nucleotides. Lineage: Eukaryota; Metazoa; Chordata; Lepidosauria; Squamata; Agamidae. The record is from RefSeq and is a predicted model, not a curated record.